UCCGACUGUCUUUUUUGGACAUUUACGCCCCUAUUAAGUGACUGGAACCAAUUCUGGAAUGGCGUGAAGCGCAGAUCGUCCGGAUUUCGUGGGAACCGUGUCGAAUCCAGCCGUCGUUUAGGGGAGAAGAGGCGAGACUGGAAUGCCACAGUGUGCGUGACCUGUCCUGGGAGCCUGUGUGGGAAUCGAGCGUAUACCUAGACCUGGAAUGGACCCUCAUUCCAAAGGGAUUCCCGAGGUUUCGGAGCAGGGUCCAAGGAGCAUUUCGAAGGGCGUGGAAAACGGAAAGAUGGCACAGUCUGGAAGUGGAAGCUCUUCUCGAAGGAGCGCUGCGCAAGUUCCUGUGCCUGGAGCACACCCCCACUCCACCCCUCCACACACUCAUGAGUCGGUCUCACUUCCGUACCACUGGCAUGACAAACAGGAACUCAUUCAGCGAGAGUUGGAGGAGGCCCGUGCUCGUGCAACUCAGAUGGAGAAGACCAUGAGAUGGUGGUCUGACUGCACAGCAAACUGGCGAGAGAAGUGGAGCAAGGUCAGAAGUGAACGAAAUAAAGCUCGGGAAGAGGUUAGAAUUCUUCGAGGACGCCUGGAAGCGUCUCAGAGAGAAACCAGUGUCUUGCGAAGAGAAAAGAAUGAUUUAGAGACACAAGUAGCUCACCUAUCUGAGCCACAUGGGAUUCGGCCAAGGAAAGAUGACGUGAUUAAUAAACCCACGGACAUAAGGGACCAAGUAACCAAUAAUAAAGAGGAAUCGCCCGAACGUGACGGCAGUACGCCAGUCCGGCCGACUGCUCCACAAACUGAAAUGGAGAAGUUAUCCAGUGAUGAGUUACAGUUCAUUCGGGAUGCUAAAAACACAAAUUUUAGCCUUCUUGAGGAAAUGUUUGGUUCUCAUGGAGUAGGUGUCCAGCCAGGUGACGAUGGCAUCGUCAGGAACAUUGAAGAAGACGGCCCCGACCGAGAAGAACUCGUGCAGAGAGCCGUAGAAAAUGUGUGCGUGUACGUUCACAAGGCGAGCGAAGCUUCGCGUCUAAGAGAGAAGUGUUGUGCUGGUCGAGAGGUGAAAGACUUGAUAUGCGACGAAUAUCUGAAAGAGAAUUCUGUAAAGGAGUUCCCAGAUAACUCGCAUCAGCCGCAAAGAGAAAACGACGUGGAAGAGAAGCUGAAUGACCGGCAGCUUCACGAACAAAGUGAAAUGUUCAAAGACAGUAGUGUUUUGCCACCUGCUGGAAGUUCCAAUAGCAGCAGUCAGCCGUCCCCAUCUCACAGAAUCUCCGUCAUGUCCGACCCGUUGCCCGACACGUGCCACGUAAAUCCUAGAAUAUCGGCCGUGUCGGAUCCCAUGAGUGAGGUUUGUGGAGGGAGUGAGUGCAGUGAGGGAGGAUACGAAGACUCCGUGAGGAACGACAGAAUUACCAGUGGUCGUGAGGCGAGUAGAAGAGGCUGGAGAACUAGCAGUGGUUGUAGUGGAAAUGGCAUUAAUAGUAUGGUUAGUGGAUCUGUGAUGGAUGAUACUGGUAUCACCCCUGAGCAGGAAAGCUUAGAACAGCAAGUGACAAUGCUCAAGUUAAGGCUUGACGAAGCAACAAAAACGAUACAGGCUGAAAGAGACGAGAAAUUAGUCUUGCACCGCGAGUCUUCGAAAUGGCAGGCCGAAGCGAAUGAGCUACGCUCCCGUCUAGACGACAUCAGAGCUUCUCGCCAGGAAGCGGUAAAGGAACUCGUUUCACUCAGGUCGCAACACCAGAAGGAAGUUCAGACUUUGCAGCUAGAAAUGUUAGACGAGGCCUCUUCCAGAGAAUGCGUCGACCGCAGAUUGGCAGACUUGAGAGCCGAACUCGAACGUUUACAAGAAGAAAAUGCCGCCGAGUGGGGCAGAAGAGAAAGGCUAGAGAGUGAGAAACUGGCGAUGGAAAGAGAAAACAAGAAGUUGCGCGCUCAAGUGAGGGAUUUGGAAGAGAGGCUGGACAAGAGAACCAAAAUGGCAGCAUCAACUCCGGAUUCCGACGUAGCUCAGCUUAAGCAAGAGAUUGCAGAUAAGUUUAAGGAACUUUCCGAACUGAAGCAUGCGCACGCAAAACUAAAGAAAGUGUUGGCUGACAAAUCAGUCGAGCUGCAGCACUGCUCUCGACGUGCUGAUCAGUACGAGAGUGAGGUGAAGCGCUUGAGAGCGAGAGUUGACGAGUUAAAGAAAGAACUGGCUGCUUCAGAAGACGAGGUUGACGCAGCUUCAAAUAAUAUAAGCUCUCAUGAGACAUCUUCACACCGCAACGAUGAUAAGCAAUGUAUUGAAAGGAAAGUGGUGUUUUAUGAUAUUUGUGGAAAACUGCAGCGUGCAAAUGACGAAAUGCAGGAGACUGUUGAGAACUUAGAAGUUCAAGUAGAACACCUCCAAUCCCGGUUAAGGUCAUCACAAGCGUCCUCCCUACCACUCCGUACUGCCAAUCUUUUACAAGACUCAGACGAUGAUCAUGCACAGUUUUAGCGACGGCCUUUGAUGUAAUCGCCAAGAAGAGUAUGUUUAAAAAGUCUAAUGUUAAACGUUGAUUAUAUAGCAUAUUAUUUCAGUAUUCAUCAGAUUGAAAUGGAAG
Macrobrachium nipponense is the source of this 2594-nucleotide messenger RNA. Its product is annotated as coiled-coil domain-containing protein 102A-like. Gene Ontology annotation, cellular component: myosin complex. The coding region runs from base 209 to 2488 and encodes 759 amino acids. Lineage: Eukaryota; Metazoa; Arthropoda; Malacostraca; Decapoda; Palaemonidae. The transcript is spliced from 10 exons. The record is from RefSeq and is a predicted model, not a curated record.